AUGAGUAAACCCCUAGCAUUCGGCUUCAACGCCGCGAAAAAGACUACCUCAAAAGCCGCGCCCCCCAAGCGAAAACCCAUGUUUGGCGGCGACGAUGAUUCGGACAAUGAAGUACAAUCUGCGGGCGGCGUCACAACACAAGCUAUAGACGGAGAUCUUGACGACUUUGUGACCACCAGUCGCGAAGAUGUCCCUCAAGAUGCGCGCAAAUCGGCCAAGGCCAAAAACGGACCACCGUCGCAACCGCCGAAACUCAAGUCAAAGACUCAACAACCCAGCACAAUGUUCGGCGAUCUAUCGAGCAGUCUGACAUCGCGCAAGAAUGCCGAAGCAGCAGCCGACCUCGACUCCAGCGUCUACGAAUACGACAAAGUCUACGAAUCUCUCAAACCGAAGAAGCACACCACCAAAGAAGACAAGGAAAGGAAACCAAAGUACAUGCGCGGGCUCAUGGAGGCGGCCGACGUGCGCAAGAGAGAUCAGCUGAUCGCGGAGGAGAAGAAGAUUGCACGCGAACGAGAAGAAGAAGGCGACGAAUAUGCCGACAAGGAGAAAUUUGUGACGGAGGCAUACAAGCGCCAGCAAGAGGAGAACAAGAAGUUGCAGGAGGAGGAGAAACGGAAGGAAGAGGAGGAGGCCAAGAAGAACCAGGCCGGCGGAAUGUCAGGCUUCUACAAGAAUCUCCUGAACAAGACUGAGGAAAGGCACUCGGAAGCAGUCAAAGCCGCAGAAGAAAUGGGCAAGGAUGGCGCAGCAACGGUCCAGGACGAUGAGGAAACGGAGGACGCCCGAGAAGAAGCUAAGCGCCUGGAGGCGCUCAAGGAGAAGGGCACUGAUAUCGCCGUGAACGAGGAUGGCCAGGUGGUCGACAAGCGACAGCUGCUCAAGGGAGGCCUGAACUUGGGCGCCAAGAAGACAUCAGCACCGUCCAAGGAGGAUCUCCCAGCAGAGAGGCAACGGCCAGCCAUGACAGAGCACCAGAUAGGCAACCGACAGGCGAGGCGAGAGCGGCAGUCACGGAUGCUGGCUGAACAACUGGAAGCGUCGAUGAAGCGCUCCCGAGCAGAAGCCGAGGCGCAACAGGAAGAAGUCGAGAGGGCAGCGAAGAGUCGCAAGACCGAGGGCGAGAUCUCCAGCGCGAAGGAGAGGUACCUCGCCAGAAAGCGCGCAGCCGAAGAGGCCAAGAAGUCAGGGGAUAGCACUGCAUAG
Molecule: messenger RNA, 1209 nt
Organism: Emericellopsis atlantica
Lineage: Eukaryota; Fungi; Ascomycota; Sordariomycetes; Hypocreales; Bionectriaceae
Product: coiled-coil domain-containing protein 55-domain containing protein
Exons: 1
Coding region: 1-1209 (402 amino acids)
Biological process (GO): regulation of alternative mRNA splicing, via spliceosome
Source: RefSeq, a predicted model, not a curated record